Molecule: messenger RNA, 1303 nt
Organism: Engraulis encrasicolus (European anchovy)
Lineage: Eukaryota; Metazoa; Chordata; Actinopteri; Clupeiformes; Engraulidae
Exons: 4
Coding region: 335-1303 (322 amino acids)
Source: RefSeq, a predicted model, not a curated record
CAUAACAUAUUGUAUAAUUUUGUUCUUAAUGGUGGGAGUGCCCAUGGCAGGGAUGCCUAAUGACCAUCUCUGACAGGGGGGGCAAAGGGGUCUGUUGUCGCGCUGUAGGAAGGGGGCGGGCAGAAUUGUGUCCUGAUUACAUUUGUACGUAUAGCCGAGUGGGCUUUUCAUAUGACUUUGUCCAGGGCCAGAAAAAAGCUGUUAGCGGCCCUGGCAAAAGGAACCGGAGAUACACGAAUGCUAAUUGGCUGAUUUUCUGGCGGGAUAGGACGAAAUAGAUCUCUGAUCCGGUGCGCUCCGGAGACUUGAAGAGAUAUUUAGUUGAUGGGCAGAGAUGACUCGGAUACCAAAAAAACUUAACAGACUGAUAUCCGUAAAGGAAACGGAUAAAAAUUACUUGAAAGUCAUCAAAUGGUUACAGAAAAAGAAGCUCCUCUCAAAGAAAUUGAAGUGCAAGGAAUGUGGAGGGAGGAUGAAGAUGAGAAAGCACAGAUGUCAAGACCACUUUCUAUGGAGGUGUCAAAGGCGUAGCCACAAAAAAGUGAGCAAGUCCAUCCGGGAUAGGUCCUUUUUCAGCCAUUCCAAACUUAGCCUGUUCAAAUGGCUGAAAUUCAUGUACAGGUUCUCUCAAGGACUCCGUCUGCGCCAGGUGGACAUGAUGGAGGACGAGAUCGCAGGCAGUUCCACAUCUCUUACCGUGAUGGCAAAAAAGAUUCGCACUGUCUGUGAGAUGGCCAUGAGGAAAGAACAAGACAGACGAGGGCAGCACAUUGGGGGGAGAAAGCAAUUUGUCGCUAUAGAUGAGAGCAACUUUCGGCACAAGAGAAAGUAUGGGAGAGGAAGAGUGGCGGGUGCCUGGAAUAGGAGAAAAUGGGUUUUUGGGAUGUUGGGCGUGUACAAGAAAAAAGCAGGAACCAAGCCAGUGCUCCGCCUGGUCGAUAAGAGAACCAGAAGGGAAUUGGUUCCUCUAAUUCGCAAGCAUGCACGGAGAGGAUCCACGAUUAUAAGUGAUGAGUGGCGGGCCUACAGAGUCCUACCUCAAUUCGGUUACAGGCAUUACACUGUUAAUCACAGCCGCUCAUUUGUGGAGCCCCAAACAGGGGCACACACCCAACAUAUAGAAAGAGCCUGGAGGACGUAUAAGGAACGGGUGUGGAGGCUGCGCGGAAACCGCACAGAGGAGAUGCUGCGCCAGCAUCUGGCAGUAAUAGAAUGGCAUGAGUGGCUGGGGAAUAAGCAUCCCAAUGGGCCACUAGGACGCCUAUUUCAUGAUAUUUCAAAAAUGUACAAAGUUAAGCAUUGA